AGCCGGGGGGCGGGCGGUGCGCGGGGGGCGGCGCCCCGGCCAUGCAGGGCCCUGCCUGGGCUGCGGCGGGGCCCCAUGGGCCUGGGGGACUCCUCGGGUGGCCGGGGGUAGCGUAGCGUAGCGUAGGGCGGGUGUCACCCCCCGCGCCCCGCGCCCGCCGCCAUGUACACCUUCGUGGUGCGGGACGAGGGCAGCAGCGUGUACGCCGAGGUGAGCCGGCUGCUGCUGGCCAGCGGGCAGUGGAAGCGCCUCCGGAGGGACAACCCCCGCUUCAACCUGAUGCUGGGCGAGAGGAACCGGCUUCCCUUCGGCAGGUUGGGCCACGAACCCGGACUCGUGCAGCUGGUGAAUUACUACAGAGGAGCAGACAAGCUGUGCCGCAAAGCAUCUCUGGUGAAGCUAAUCAAGACAAGCCCUGAGCUGUCUGAGUCCUGCACGUGGUUCCCCGAGUCCUAUGUGAUUUACCCAACAAACCUGAAGACCCCUGUGGCUCCAGCUCAGAAUGGACUUCGCCAUCUCAUAAACAACUCGAGGACAGAUGAGAGAGAAGUCUUCUUAGCAGCCUACAGCAGGAGGCAGGAAGGCAAAGAAGGCAACGUGUGGAUCGCCAAGUCCUCAGCUGGUGCCAAAGGGGAAGGGAUCCUGAUUUCUUCAGAGGCUUCAGAACUCCUGGACUUCAUUGAUGAGCAGGGACAAGUGCACGUGAUUCAGAAGUACCUGGAGAAGCCUCUGCUUCUAGAGCCAGGGCAUCGCAAAUUCGACAUCAGGAGCUGGGUUCUGGUGGAUCAUCAGUAUAAUAUCUACCUCUACAGAGAGGGAGUCCUGCGGACCUCUUCCGAACCGUACAACAGUGCUAACUUCCAGGACAAAACCUGCCACUUGACCAAUCACUGCAUCCAGAAGGAGUACUCCAAGAACUAUGGCCGCUACGAGGAAGGCAACGAGAUGUUCUUUGAGGAGUUCAACCAGUACCUGGUGGAUGCCCUCAACACAACACUUGAGAAUAGCAUCCUACUGCAAAUCAAACACAUCAUAAGAAGCUGCCUUAUGUGUAUAGAGCCUGCAAUCAGCACAAAGCAUCUGCACUACCAGAGCUUCCAGCUCUUUGGCUUUGACUUCAUGGUGGAUGAGGAGCUGAAAGUAUGGCUGAUAGAAGUCAAUGGGGCCCCAGCAUGUGCCCAGAAGCUGUAUGCAGAGCUCUGCCAAGGAAUUGUGGAUGUAGCCAUCUCUAGUGUUUUCCCCCUCAACGAGACGGGGCAGAAGGCGAGCCAGCCAUCAUCCAUCUUUAUCAAGCUGUGAUGACCACAGGAAUGCAUCUGCUGUGCACAGGAAGAGACUGCACUCACCGAGUCAGGACAGCCCAGUGGCUUAUCUCAGUAUCAUGCCAAAAAAAAAAGUGAUAAAACAGGCUUCAUAUUUUCUGGAAAAUCAUGGGGGAAAUAAAAACCAACACCAAACCACAGAGCUGCAGUGAGCCAGAGCUGCUCAGACCUGCUCUGCCUGCAUUCACCAAAACCCACUUCAGAACACAGCUCCUGUGACUUUGAUACCUGAAACAAAUCUCUCUGGGAGAAGAACGAAAUAACCUUAACCCCAACAGGGAUACUCUAAUGCUGUAUUAGCUCCUCCUUUUCUAUGAAGAUAACAUUGGGUUUUUUUAAGGGAAUUGGGCAAAGAGUAUGAUGAUCUUCCAGGGCAUCAUGGCUGGGAAGUUGUCCUCCUCCCGCUGUGUUUCUUCUUUCUUCACCUACUGCGUCAUUAGUGCCUUAGCUCAGCUCCAAAUAGAUGACUCCUUUCCUUUGUUCCUGCUCUGUUACCUAGAAAGGAGUAAGCUGUCCUGCAUCACAGGAUGCCUAAAACCAGGAACACCAAGAAUUCCCUUUCCUUUGGUCAUUUUUCCAAGCUGGUUGGCUGAACACCCAGGCAGCAGCUGGCAGAAGGGUACUGGACUGCAGGUGGUGAAUUAAACCCAAGCAAGGAAGGCAGUUUUAUUUCUUCGUGGCUAUCCCUUUUCCUAAUGAGAUUUGAAUCAGUGUCCAUCCCACUGGGAUGCAGUUGGAUUCUGUUUAAAAAAGGUAAGGAGAGACAUCCCAUCCAGCAGGAUGUAGGAUUUCAAGCAUCACUUUUGUGUGAAGAGCAUUUCAAAGAGCAGAAACUCCAUCUGAGGCACUGUGGUGAAUUCAGGCUCUUCUCUCAGCUUUCACCUUCAUGCAUUUGAGACUCAAAUCUGAAACCUUCCAACCCAAAUUCUUCUUGUCCCAUUGGAUCCAGCCAAUUUUAUCCUCUUCCACUUGACAAUACUGCAAUUUCCUGCCCUCAUCACAGUCCACAGCUUGGUCCUAGCAAGGAGGAACAUGGGGGAAGUUUUGUA
Molecule: messenger RNA, 2371 nt
Organism: Dryobates pubescens (Downy woodpecker)
Lineage: Eukaryota; Metazoa; Chordata; Aves; Piciformes; Picidae
Gene: TTL
Product: tubulin tyrosine ligase
Exons: 7
Coding region: 163-1299 (378 amino acids)
Biological process (GO): protein modification process
Source: RefSeq, a predicted model, not a curated record